CACAGAUGAUAUAUGGAGACCCCUCCUGCACGGACACUCAGACGGGACCCGGAGCAUCACGCCACGCUAAGCCUCGCUUGACAUCGGAAUGGAGAGUGAAUCACGUCGGACUCGUCCGGCCACACUGAUGCUGCUCUUAUUAAUGUUGACCACGUGGCCGCGGGGCACGCGCUGCGACCGACACGCCGGAGAUCCUCCCGAGGACCUCGUGAUAUCAGACCUCGGUCAUCUUGGACAUCUCCAGAUCCGAUGGAGCCCCCCAGCCAGCUUCGUGAACAUGACAGAGUGCUCCAGACAAUAUCAGCUGGAGUACUUCGACACAUACAUGAACAGCUGGACGGCUAUCCGAACGCCUCGGCUGGAGCACGCCGCCCAGUUCGACCUGAUGAAAGAGGUGAGAGUGAGGGUGUACACCGUGCUGAGCGGACCCUGCACCGGCGGCUCGGUGGUCAAGAGCUCGCGCUACACCGAACUGGUCCAGAAACCCACCGGCACAGGUGUUGUGGGAACUGCGGUCCAGGGUUUUGCCUGUGUGUAUUAUAACAGGAAGUACCUGGAGUGCACCUGGGGGGGGAACCCAAAGAUGCCCGCCGACUCCCGACAAGAUCUGUAUUUCUGGCACAGGGGCCUGAAGCAGGCAGACGAAUGCCCCACAUAUCUUAUCUCGGGAGGAACGAGGAGCGGCUGCAACUUUACAGGAAAGUCCCUCCCGGAGUUCUCCGAUAUAAACUUCUGUGUCAACGGCUCCUCGAGUGAAGGACCCCUGGAAACGACUUUCUACUCCUUGCAAAUCCAAAACCAAGUGAAGCUUGAAACCACAAAUACGCUGCACCUGCAAACGGGUCCAGGCAAGCAACUGGAGCUGCACUGGGACGCUCCGGUGUGGAGCGGUCCUGGGCGAUGUCUGGAAUGGGAGGUGGAACACGAACAAGAGGGACCCGAUGGGGAAAUUAGUUCGAAUCAGAUUUCCACCAAGCAGACGAGUCUCACUCUGCCCGGCGACGGACAGAGGAGCUGCUUCCGGGUCCGGUCCAAGGUGCACAUGUACUGUGCCGAGAAGAGCUUCUGGAGCGAGUGGAGCCGCCCGGCGUGCCACCCAGAGAAGAAGGAAGUGGCUCCUGGAGCCGGGUGGGACCUGGUACCCAUCUAUGUUUACACGGCUGUGGCGAUCAUCGCUCUACUGGUGCUGUCUCUGUGUGUGGGGCUCGUGCUCUCGAGACGAGUGAAGCAGCCGGACUCUCUGCUCACCGCCCUGUUCGCCAGACAUUCAGAGGUCUCAGCGGCGAAGGCCUAAAAGACGAGAGAACGUGCAGCUCCAUCGCUCCCAAACGUCCCGAACCUCGCUCGUUGUUCAGGGUCUCUGGUUUAAAAUCACUCGAUGGAGCUUUGAUAGAUGCCACACAGUCAUCGCCUGAGACGUUAAUGCUCUGAGGGCUGAAGGUCAUCGUCCUGGGGGCUGAAGGUCAUUGCUUGAGAUGUUAACCCCCUGAGGACUGAAGGUCAUCACCCUGAGGGAUGAAGGUCAUUGCCUGAGAUGUUAACCCCCUGAGGACUGAAGGUCAUCACACUGAGGGCUGAAGGUCAUCGCCUGAGCCAUUAACGCCCUGAUGGCUGAAGGUCAUCGCCCUGAGACGUUAACGCCUUGAGGGCUGAAGGUCAUCGCCCUGAGACGUUAACGCCCUGAGGGCUGAAGGUCAUCGCCUGAGGGCUGAAGGUCAUCUCCCUGAUGGCUGAAGGUCACAGCAGGUCACCUCUUAUCGGCUGCAAGUAUUCUAAUCAUCCAACAUAAUGCUCUAAAUGUCAUGUUAACUGGAAUAUUUUUUAUAUUUAUGAGUUUCUUUAAGUGUUUUUGUUGUUUAAGGGUUUACUUUGUGUCUCAACUCCUGCCAAAUAGUUCAGACUUAUACAUCAUUUUGUUAUGAUGUUUCCUGAUCCGAUGUGAGGUCAAAGGUCAAAAGCCCACUGAGGCAAAUUCUUAAUUUGUGAUAUUCGGGUAUAUAUAUAUAUAUAUAUAUAUGAACUGAAUCUAAUUCAGUUCCAGUUUACCAGGAUGACGUGUUUGACGUGUUUUGGAUGUAUAAUUUACUUCUCGUGGUUUUUGUAUUAAUAAAAGGCCGAACGAGCCACUGGGUAUCAGGAGUGUUUCUUCUGAUUGAUUGUAUUGCAUAUUUUAAAUAAAGCGUACAGUUGAAGCCA
Molecule: messenger RNA, 2196 nt
Organism: Pseudoliparis swirei
Lineage: Eukaryota; Metazoa; Chordata; Actinopteri; Perciformes; Liparidae
Gene: il13ra2
Product: interleukin 13 receptor, alpha 2
Exons: 10
Coding region: 89-1294 (401 amino acids)
Biological process (GO): cytokine-mediated signaling pathway
Cellular component (GO): external side of plasma membrane
Molecular function (GO): cytokine receptor activity; protein binding
Source: RefSeq, a predicted model, not a curated record